AUGUCAGCAAUAGCAGGGGGUCUCUCCCCGUUGCACCGAUGGACACUCUCCGCCUCCGACUCCCAGUUCAAUGCCUUGUCGGGCGCCAUUGGCGGCUUCACGUCCGGCGUCGUGACUUGUCCUCUCGAUGUGAUCAAGACGAAGCUGCAGGCUCAAGGCGGCUUCACCUUGGUGGAUAAGGGCCGGCAUGUCGGCCACCCCAAGCUGUACAAUGGGCUGGUAGGGACAGCCAAGGUCAUCCUGCGUGAGGAGGGCAUUCGGGGGCUGUACCGCGGCUUGGGGCCGAUUGUGCUCGGAUAUCUCCCUACCUGGGCAGUGUGGUUUACCGUCUAUAACAAGAGCAAGAUAUUUCUACAUCAGUAUAAUGAAAACCCUCAUAUCGUAAGCUUUUGGUCCUCCAUAAUUGCCGGCGCCAGCAGCACCAUUGUCACGAACCCUAUCUGGGUCAUCAAGACCCGCCUCAUGUCGCAGAGCAACCCGAACACAGCUAGAGGCCAUCAUCACGCGUUUGCUCGCCCCGGUAAUACCCCGACGGCAAGGCCGAUUCUCCACGAGUGGCACUACAGAUCGACCAUUGAUGCGGCGAGGAAGAUGUACACCUCGGAAGGCCUUUCUUCCUUUUAUUCCGGCCUCACCCCGGCUCUUCUCGGCUUGACACAUGUUGCUGUUCAGUUCCCUACGUACGAAUUCUUGAAGACAACGUUCACCGGGCAAGGCAUGGGCGAAGUACAAGAGGGGGAAAAGGCGCAUUGGGCAGGUAUCCUUUCUGCUUCCAUCCUAUCGAAAAUACUUGCCAGUAGUGCAACGUAUCCGCACGAGGUUAUUCGAACCAGGCUGCAGACCCAGAGACGACCAGUUGCCGGCGAGACAUUCCUGGUUGACAUGGCAGCACCCGGAGCCAAGCCACCCGUAUCCGGACCAAAGUAUAGAGGCGUCGUCAAUACAUUCCGGACCAUCCUCCACGAGGAAGGAUGGAGAGCGUUUUACGCUGGCAUGGGUACAAACAUGAUGCGAGCCGUUCCCGCCGCAACGGUAACCAUGCUUACAUACGAGUACGUUAUGAGGGAGUUGAACAAGAAGAAGAACCAAGCUCUAGAGAUAAAACGGGCACUGCAGGAGCAGCCUUGA
Messenger RNA from Trichoderma aggressivum f. europaeum, 1128 nucleotides. RefSeq lists its product as uncharacterized. Gene Ontology annotation, biological process: pyrimidine nucleotide import into mitochondrion. Lineage: Eukaryota; Fungi; Ascomycota; Sordariomycetes; Hypocreales; Hypocreaceae. The record is from RefSeq and is a predicted model, not a curated record. Gene Ontology annotation, cellular component: mitochondrion. Gene Ontology annotation, molecular function: pyrimidine nucleotide transmembrane transporter activity. The transcript has 2 exons. The coding region runs from base 1 to 1128 and encodes 375 amino acids.